Microdochium trichocladiopsis is the source of this 869-nucleotide messenger RNA. RefSeq lists its product as uncharacterized. Bases 82 to 714 code for a protein of 210 amino acids. NCBI's taxonomy places the organism in Eukaryota, Fungi, Ascomycota, Sordariomycetes, Xylariales, Microdochiaceae. The record is from RefSeq and is a predicted model, not a curated record. The transcript has a single exon.
GCUCCAUCACUUCUCCAGUAAUACUUCUCCCCACUCCACGCCUACCAUAACACCUACAUAAAACACUCUCACACAUCCAAGAUGCACAUCUCCAGCACCCUCGUCACCGCCCUCCUGGCCAUCGGCGCCUCUGCGGCGCCUGCCACGCGCGACCUGGGCAUCGACAGCCUGCCCGCAAACUCGCACGAGUCGCGCACGCUGAUCAACAAGAUCCUCUACAAGAAGACCUGGAGCCCCUUCGACUUCACCUCGACCUCUGAGGUCGUCGCCACGCCCGAGCAGGUCGUCAACACCACCAACUUCUUCACCGGCGGCUUGCCCGGCGCCAAGGGCUACUACAAGUUCGGCCUCAACUCGGACGAGGACAUCAUCUGCUACAACAUCACCCUCGUCGGCUUCCGCGGCGAGUACCAGUCCCCGGCCAGGACGGCGACGCACAUCCACCAGAGCCCUCCCGGCCGCAGCGGGCCCCCGCGCAUCGCGUUCCCCAACCCGGAGCCCGUGGGCGGCGAGGACAGCAACGUCCGCCGCAGCAUCGGCUGCCUGAAGGGCCCCUUUGAGACUGGCGUCAUGCCCGAUGGCGUGGACACGGGCGCAGGCUUCACCAUCAAGAUGCUCGAGGACGACCCCAAGGCGUUCAACGCCGAUGUGCACUCGUCCGAGGCGGUUCCCGGUGCCGUCCGCGGCCAGUUUGGCGACAAGAAGAAGUGCUGAGUAUGAGCACUUCGACGGAGCUUUGUUAUAAUGGAAUUCGUUCAGGGGAUCAUAUCGCUGAGGAGGACAAGAUUUCUACUCCUGGCUCCUCUUCCCUGUCAGCAAGAUGGGAAGAGAGGUAAUUGUAAUGACUUAAUUCUAGUAACUAUUGGAUC